CUGAAGAAGACCAUUUCCCUUCCGGUGAGAGCUGUGACUCCAGCAGCUGAUUAUCCAACCGGUCAUGUCGGAGAAAGGAGCAGAAGAGUCCGCUAAAGCCUCACCAUCGUCGGGAGAGAAGCAGCUGCCUCGCCGCAAACAGGAGCUGGACUACUGGAAGAGGAACGCAGCGCGCCUGCGCACAAGGAACCUGGGCACCGGCCUGCUGAUAGGCGCGUUUGUUGUCGGCAUGUUCAGCUACACCAUCCUGUCCGUCAAACAGGGGCGAGUCCUGGAGGAGCUGGACGACGAGGCCAGAGUCCACAUCAUGAGAGGGCCUCGCACCGGAGCCAACUCCUGAUCCAACCCCUGAUCAACUCCUGAUCAACCCCUGAUCAACUCCUAAUCAACUCCUGAUCCAACAUCCAACUCCUGAUCCAACCCCUGAUCAACUCCUAAUCAACUCCUGAUCCAACAUCCAACUCCUGAUCCAACCCCUGAUCAACUCCUGAUCAACCCCUGAUCCAACUCCUGAUCAACUCCUGAUCCAACAUCCAACUCCUGAUCAACUCCUGAUCCAACAUCCAACUCCUGAUCCAACUCCUCAUCCAACAUCCAACUCCUGAUCAACUCCCGAUCCAACUCCUGAUCCAACAUUCAACCACUGAUCCAACUCCUAAUCAACUCCUGAUCCAUCAUCCAACUCCUGAUCCAACAUCCAACCCCUGAUCAACUCCUCAUCCAACAUCCAACUCCUGAUCAACUCCCGAUCCAACUCCUGAUCCAACAUCCAACCACUGAUCCAACUCCUGAUCCAACAUCCAACUCCCGAUCCAACUCCUUAUCCAACAUCCAACUCCUGAUCAACUCCCGAUCCAACUCCUGAUCCAACUCCCGAUCCAACUCCCUAUCCAACUCCUGAUUCAACCCCUGAUCCAACAUCCAACUCCCGAUCCAACUCCUGAUCCAACAUCCAACUCCCGAUCCAACUCCUGAUUCAACCCCUGAUCCAACAUCCAACUCCCGAUCCAACUCCUGAUCCAACAUCCAACUCCCGAUCCAACUCCCGAUCCAACUCCCUAUCCAACUCCUGAUUCAACCCCUGAUCCAACAUCCAACUCCCGAUCCAACUCCUGAUCCAACCCCUGAUCAACUCCUGAUCCAACAUCCAACUCCUGAUCAACUCCCGAUCCAACUCCCGAUCCAACUCCUGAUCCAACUCCUGAUCAACUCCUGAUCCAACAUCCAACUCCCGAUCCAACUCCUGAUCCAACAUCCAACUCCCGAUCCAACUCCUGAUCCAACGCCCGAUCCAACUCCUGAUCCAACAUCCAACUCCCGAUCCAACUCCUGAUCCAACGCCCGAUCCAACUCCUGAUCCAACAUCCAACUCCCGAUCCAACAUCCAACUCCCGAUCCAACUCCUGAUCCAACUCCCGAUCCAUCUCCCGAUCCAACUCCUGAUCCAACUCCAGGUCCAACCCCUGAUCCAACAUCCAACUCCUGAUCCAACUCCCGGUCCAACUCCUGAUCCAACAUCCAACUCCCGAUCCAACUCCUGAUCCAACUCCCGAUCCAACCCCUGAUCCAACAUCCAACUCCUGAUCCAACUCCCGAUCCAACUCCCGAUCCAACAUCCAACUCCCGAUCCAACCCCUGAUCCAACAUCCAACUCCUGAUCCAACUCCUGAUCCAACUCCCGAUCCAACAUCCAACUCCUGAUCCAACUCCCGAUGCAACUCCCGAUCCAACUCCUGAUCCAACUCCUGAUCCAACUCCUGAUCCAACUCCCGAUCCAACAUCCAACUCCCGAUCCAACAUCCAACUCCCGAUCCAACUCCUCAGCCAUCUGGAACCAAGGCCUACACCUAACUUUCCCCACAUCCCAGCCCCAGGCCUACCCAUGAAGCUCAGUGCAAGUUAUUUCACUCCGCAGCUGCAUAUAAUCAGCUCAUCAACAUUUUCCUCAGUGGGGAAAAGUCACUGACACAAGCACUGCAGGUUCCUCAAGUUCUCAUCAGAGAGCAGGAAUAUACACUUUGCUGAGCAGCUCAAUCUAAUCUAUAAACAACCUAUUUCAAAAGUGAAUUUAAAUGAGGUCCAAUUUAAACAUUGAAUAUCAUGUAUUUGUACGUUAUCACUGUUUGUCACCUGAGUCAAUAAUCAUGCAUGCAGCAAAAUACAAUACCCCCCUUCUCAUGUUACCGUAAGUUAUUGCGAUGAUUUUGACGAAUAUUGCAAUUGUGAUAUCAAUGACGUUCUUAGAGAGACGGACCAUUGUUGAACAUUGUUCUCAUUGUAAUAUAAAAAUAUAUUAUAUAUUAACCAAUGUGUUAUGUUGAUGUUUAACCCGUUGGUACUGUUUAGGUUCGGAUAAAAAUAAAAACAGUAAAUUCACCUUCCUUAA
Molecule: messenger RNA, 2386 nt
Organism: Gymnodraco acuticeps
Lineage: Eukaryota; Metazoa; Chordata; Actinopteri; Perciformes; Bathydraconidae
Product: cytochrome c oxidase assembly factor 3 homolog, mitochondrial
Exons: 2
Coding region: 65-340 (91 amino acids)
Biological process (GO): mitochondrial respiratory chain complex IV assembly
Cellular component (GO): mitochondrial inner membrane
Source: RefSeq, a predicted model, not a curated record